AUGGCCCUCGGAAGAAGAACUCGUCAUCACUCCAGUGGAACAACUGUGACCACCACCACUACCACAACCCAUCACCCACCUGGGACCAAAGUUUCACCCAGUGGCCAAGUAAGAACCAAGCCAACCUUCAUGCAACGCCUACGUGGUAACACUACGCCACGAACCACAACUGCUAGACCAGCUCGACAACGUCGCUGGGGCGGGACCCGGACUCGACGCACUCCUGCCACAGCUACCACUCCCAGUCGCAAAACAAGCAUCGGAGACAAAGUCUCCGGCGCCAUGCUCAAACUUAAAGGGACUGUCACGCGGAGGCCGGGACAAAAAGCUGCUGGCACGAGACGAAUGCAUGGGACCGAUGGGAGUGGUACCAGGCGAUACUAG
Molecule: messenger RNA, 384 nt
Organism: Rhinocladiella mackenziei CBS 650.93
Lineage: Eukaryota; Fungi; Ascomycota; Eurotiomycetes; Chaetothyriales; Herpotrichiellaceae
Exons: 1
Coding region: 1-384 (127 amino acids)
Source: RefSeq, a predicted model, not a curated record